AUGCGCGUGCUGGUUGCAGCGCUCGCCGCGCUGCUGGCGCGUGCGCUUGCCACCCCUCACGAGCAUCGCGCGAGACACCAUGCGCCUGACCAUGUUCCUCAUUUCCCUGCCCCUGUACCGCCUCAACCCUACCGCGGACACGGAGAGGCUGUCAGAUAUAACCCCGAAUUAGACACAAUCCUUCCGCGCCUUGAUGAACACGAAACAUCCUCGAAACGCGCUAAAUUUGAGGAUCCCGAAUCCUCCUCCAAAAGAGCCAGCGAAGAAAGGUUCUAUUCAAAUCAUGAACGGAUUGAUGAACUCAUGGCUGAUGAGCCCCAGCUGGGACCUGAAGCUGAUGAUCCGCUAAUUGUCCGUACGCGAAAGGGGAGAGUUAGAGGCUUAACUCUCACGGCGGCGACUGGAAAACAAGUCGAUGCGUGGUUCGGGAUCCCAUAUGCUCAAAAACCAUUGGGUGAUCUUAGAUUCAGACAUCCAAGACCAGUGGAAAAUUGGGGUGAUGAAAUUCUUAAUACAACAACACUGCCACACUCGUGCGUCCAAAUCAUAGAUACCGUAUUCGGAGAUUUCCCAGGAGCAAUGAUGUGGAAUCCUAAUACGGAUAUGCAGGAAGAUUGUCUAUACAUAAAUAUUGUGACACCAAAACCACGUCCAAAGAAUGCAGCAGUCAUGCUGUGGGUGUUUGGUGGGGGAUUUUACUCAGGCACGGCUACAUUAGAUGUGUAUGAUCCAAAAAUUCUUGUGUCAGAGGAGAAUAUCGUAUAUGUCUCAAUGCAAUAUCGAGUUGCAUCGCUUGGAUUCCUAUUUUUUGAUACUCCAGAUGUUCCUGGAAAUGCUGGUUUAUUUGAUCAGUUGAUGGCUUUACAUUGGGUAAAAGAUAAUAUUGGCUAUUUUGGUGGCAAUCCUCAUAACAUAACGUUAUUUGGAGAAUCUGCUGGCGCUGUUUCAGUCUCUUUACAUUUAUUAUCACCUCUUUCUAGGAAUUUAUUCUCUCAAGCCAUUAUGCAAUCUGGGGCAGCUACAGCUCCCUGGGCUAUUAUAUCACGGGAAGAAAGUAUUUUGAGAGGUAUGAGAUUGGCUGAAGCAGUCCGAUGUCCUAGUUCAAGAUCAGAUUUGGGUCCUAUGAUUGAUUGCUUAAGAAAAAAAAGCGCAGAUGAACUUGUAAACAACGAAUGGGGAACUUUAGGUAUCUGCGAAUUUCCUUUCGUACCUAUUAUUGAUGGUUCAUUUUUGGAUGAAAUGCCUAGAAAAUCUUUGAUACACCAAAAUUUUAAGAAGACAAAUAUUCUUAUGGGUUCAAAUACAGAAGAAGGUUACUACUUUAUUCUCUACUAUUUAACUGAACUAUUUCCAAAAGAAGAAAAUGUUGGUAUUUCAAGAGAACAGUAUCUACAAGCAGUCAGAGAGCUCAACCCAUACGUAAAUGAUGUGGCCAGGCAGGCGAUAGUGUAUGAAUAUACAGAUUGGCUUAACCCAGAUGAUCCAAUAAAAAAUAGAAAUGCCUUAGAUAAAAUGGUUGGAGACUAUCACUUUACAUGUGGUGUUAACGAAUUCGCUCAUCGCUAUGCCGAGACCGGUAACAACGUUUACACUUAUUAUUAUAAACAUCGUAGUAAGAAUAAUCCUUGGCCGUCCUGGACUGGUGUAAUGCAUGCAGAUGAGAUUAACUAUGUCUUCGGCGAACCCCUUAAUCCAGGAAAAAAUUACUCUCCUGAAGAAGUAGAGUUUAGCCGGCGACUUAUGAAAUAUUGGGCUAACUUUGCUAGAUCAGGGAAUCCAUCAAUGAAUGCUGAAGGUGACAUGACCAAAGUACAUUGGCCCGUUCAUACGGCGUUUGGUCGAGAAUAUUUGUCCUUAGCAGUUAACUCCAGUGCUGUCGGCCACGGUUUACGAGUAAAGCAAUGUGCUUUCUGGCAAAAAUAUUUGCCUCAACUAAUGGCUGCCACUAGCAAGCCCGAACCACCUAAUAAUUGUACCAACAUUGCAUUUUCCCUGCGGCCAUCGUUUGACAUGAUCAGUUUAAGCUUUAUAUCGCUGACAGGCUUAAAACUAACUUUAUUU
Molecule: messenger RNA, 2061 nt
Organism: Brenthis ino (lesser marbled fritillary)
Lineage: Eukaryota; Metazoa; Arthropoda; Insecta; Lepidoptera; Nymphalidae
Source: the annotation of a GenBank genome assembly